AUGACAGCUGCCAAAUCCAUUCACUCCGGUCACCGAGAGCUGCGGAAAACUGGUACCUUUUGUUCCAAGUUUAACUUAGGAAGCCUCAAUACUGAGUGUAUCGCGUCAAUUUCUGUGCCAAGAAAAACAAGUCCUCCCAACGAAAACCGGAAGGUCAAGGACAGUCAAAGUUACGUUCGACGUCAGGACAUGGCUGAUUUACAACGGAAACCUUUAACGCAAACGCCGGAAUGGCAAGCGUUGCAAGAAUAUUAUAACAAGAAUGGGACAUCUAUUAAUAUGCCUCAAAUGUUCAAGGAUGAUCCAAAGCGUUUUGACAAAUAUAGUAAAAUACUGAAGUACAAGGAUGGCAGUAUGCUGUUUGACUUUUCAAAAAACCUGAUAAAUGACGAGGUGAUGAAACUGCUGUUUAAUGUGGCAAAGGAACGACAAGUGGAGAAGAUGAGAGAUGCUAUGUUUGCUGGAGAAAAAAUCAAUGUCACUGAAAUGCGACCUAUGCUAGAUAUUGCCCUGCGAAAUCGAUCGAAUACACCAAUAAAGGUGGAAGGCAAAGAUUUGUUAACUGUCCAGGUUAUGCCACGUGUUAACAAAGUUCUCCAACACAUGCGCGAGUUCACGGAGUCGGUUCGGUCCGGUGCUUGGAAAGGCUAUAGUCGCAAAGCCAUCACAGAUAUUAUCAACAUUGGCAUUGGAGGAUCUUAUAUGGCCCCAGCAAUGGCGACAGAAGCUCUACGGCCGUUCCCGUGUGGUCCCACUGUUCACUUCAUUGCCAAUAUCGACGGAAGCCAUUUGACCGAAAUUUUGAAGAAAGUGAAUCCUGAAACGAGUCUGUUUGUUAUAGCAUCAAAGUCGUUCACAACUCGGGAGACGAUAACAAAUGCUACAGCAGCAAAGGCUUGGUUUCUUGAUCAUGCCAAAGAUUAUAUGCACAGAUUUGCGGCCUACGUCCAGAUGGCGGAUAUGGAAAGCAGUGGAAAGUUUGUCACUCGCAGUGGUCAAAGAGUUAACUACACGACUGGCCCGAUCGUGUGGGGAGAACCAGGAACCAAUGGGCAGCAUGCUUUCUACCAGCUCAUCCAUCAAGGCACACGAUUGAUUCCAUGUGAUUUCAUCAUGCCAGUUGAGACACACAACCCUGUACAGAAAGGAUUACAUCACGAGAUCCUUCAAGCCAACUUCCUAUCUCAGACUGAAGCACUUAUGACUGGCAAGUCACGCAAGAUAACCGAGGAAGAGUUGAAGACAUCCGGAAUGAGCAAAGACAAUAUUGCACGCAUCUUACUACACAAGGUGUUUGAAGGAAAUCGACCCACCAACUCGUUUUUGGUUCACAAGAUCACUCCAUUUACAUUAGGAAUGUUAGUUGCAAUGUAUGAACACAAGAUAUUUAUUCAAGGCCAGAUCUGGGAUAUCAACUCCUAUGACCUGUGGGGAUAUGUUUUAAGUUGGAGAUGUUUCUUAUAGUCACAGUUCUUAUUACAGAAAUACAAUUGUUCAGCUUUUUCUUUCUUCUUUUUGUUUUUGCAUAAAAUAAUUUCACAAAAUAGACUAAAUUUUAUCUGAAAUGAAAAAAAGGCUUUACCAAUAUAUAAUUAUUAUAUGUUUUAGAAUGUUUGAAACCAUUACAACCAGGAUGGUGUAUAUAAAAGAUUCCUUGCUACUAAUGAAAAAAUGUAGUGGGUUUCCUUUCGAAGAGUAUAAUGUCAAAAUUAACAAAUGUUUGACAUCCAAUAGUUGAUGAUUCAUAAAGUAAUGUACUCUAGUGGUGUCGUUAAACAAAACAAACUAUUACAAACCAACAACAUAUCGAGUUUGGCGUAAUUGAUCACAAAACAAGAUGUUGCAAGUAAUGAGUAAUUCAAUAGUAAAAAAGCUACAAUAAAUAUUACGCCUUAUGUUUUAUUACACACCAGUGUAAGAUAUUGAUCAUGUCAUAACAAUCACUCAUUAUUUAACUAGUAUAAUAUUGGCGUGACGUGAGCAUGACGUAGAUCACUUGCUGACCCAGUUCGCAGAAAAAUAACGUAUAGCAGGUCUCGACAUCUGCUUACUUCUGCAUUGUAGUUGGUUUGUAGUUGGUUUGUAAUAAGUAAAUUACUAAACAAACUUACUUGUCAUACCAUUUUCAUGAAACUAGUAAACAGUGUUGGUAUCCUACUCGCUUUCGUUCGUCAGAUUCCAAACCUGUUCACUUAUUUCAUAAAAAUGGUAUGACAGGCCAGCUCGUUUAGUAUUCGAUACUAUAUAGAGUCAUUUCCUUUAAUAAUUUUUAACUAUGUGUUUCAGUAUUGAGCUUGAAAGGCAGCUGGUCAAAGUUAUUCAGCCUGAACUGAAAGAUAGCAAAACAGUCAGUAGCCACGACUGUUCAACAAAAGGACUGAUUAAUUUUAUCAAAAAAACCAGGAAGUGAAUUUUUGUUUACAUGUUACUGUUUUGUUAAUUAACUGUUGUAUUUUUACUUAAAAGGGACAUACCCUAGUUUUUAAACACUAGGGCACAUUU
Messenger RNA from Gigantopelta aegis, 2502 nucleotides. RefSeq names its product glucose-6-phosphate isomerase-like. Gene Ontology annotation, biological process: glycolytic process; glucose 6-phosphate metabolic process; gluconeogenesis. The record is from RefSeq and is a predicted model, not a curated record. Gene Ontology annotation, cellular component: cytosol. The transcript has 14 exons. Gene Ontology annotation, molecular function: monosaccharide binding; glucose-6-phosphate isomerase activity; carbohydrate derivative binding. The coding region runs from base 1 to 1464 and encodes 487 amino acids. Lineage: Eukaryota; Metazoa; Mollusca; Gastropoda; Neomphalida; Peltospiridae.